GGCGCGGCCUGCGGAGCGGCGCCUGAGUCGGACCCGGUCUCCGUUGCGGCGAUGGCGUGUCACCGCCUGGUGCUGGUGCGGCACGGCGAGAGCACCUGGAACCAGGAGAACCGCUUCUGCGGCUGGUUCGACGCGGAGCUGAGCGAGAAGGGGGUCGGCGAGGCGCAGCGGGAGGCCGAGGCCCUGCGGGAUGCCGGCUACCUGUUCGACUGCUGCUACACCUCGGUGCUGCGGAGGGCCAUCCGCACCCUCUGGAUCAUCCUGGACACCACCGACCAGAUGUGGCUGCCCAUCACCCGCUCCUGGCGCCUCAACGAGCGGCACUACGGCGCCCUGACCAGCCUCAACAAGGCGGAGACCGCCGCCCGCCACGGGGAGGAGCAGGUCCGCGUCUGGAGGAGGUCGUUCGACAUCCCGCCGCCCCCCAUGGACGCCGAGCACCCGUACCACAGCACUAUCAGCAAGGUGAGCGAGUAG
This is a messenger RNA of Stegostoma tigrinum, 477 nucleotides long. RefSeq names its product phosphoglycerate mutase 2-like. Gene Ontology annotation, biological process: glycolytic process. Gene Ontology annotation, molecular function: intramolecular phosphotransferase activity. The coding region runs from base 52 to 477 and encodes 141 amino acids. NCBI's taxonomy places the organism in Eukaryota, Metazoa, Chordata, Chondrichthyes, Orectolobiformes, Stegostomatidae. The record is from RefSeq and is a predicted model, not a curated record. The transcript has a single exon.